Messenger RNA from Medioppia subpectinata, 759 nucleotides. The record is from the annotation of a GenBank genome assembly. Lineage: Eukaryota; Metazoa; Arthropoda; Arachnida; Sarcoptiformes; Oppiidae.
UAUUUGUCGGACGUAUUAAUUGUAAGAAUUGGCAAACAUUUCAAUCACUUUUUAUUAUACGAAACGAUCCCUAAAAAGACAAUUCUGUCGCAUAUUUUGCCGCUAUUUAUAUCAUCCAUUGUUUACGACACUCUUCGGGACCAAUUGGUGAUCAUGUCUGGCAUUUCUAUAGCACGACUCGCGGAGGAACGGAAGGCGUGGCGAAAGAAUCACCCGUUUACUCCAUGGGAAGGCGGACUCUUUAAGCUCCGGAUGCUAUUUAAGGACGACUACCCGUCGACUCCGCCGAAGUGUAAGUUCGAACCGCCGCUCUUCCACCCAAACGUCUACCCCUCGGGAACCGUCUGUCUAUCACUGCUGGACGAGGAUAAGGAUUGGCGUCCGGCCAUCACUAUUAAACAGAUCUUAGUCGGCAUUCAAGAUCUGCUGAAUGAGCCCAACAUCAAAGACCCGGCACAGGCCGAGGCCUACACCAUCUACUGUCAAAACCGUUUGGAGUACGAGAAGCGUGUGAAGGCUCAGGCGAAGUCUAUGACUCCCAGCGAGUGAUCACUGAAUGGUCACCAAUUAUUCGCAUUAAUCUGUUUUCUAUUUUUGCAAAAUAUAUUUUUGAUUUUUUUUCUCUCACUUAUAAGUCAUUUCAUACUUAUUGUCUAUUUUCUUAAGAUUGGCAAUAGUUUCAGUUAAUUGUCUAAAAAUAAUAGUAAAUCACUUUUUCAUCACAGCUUUUCUUAUAUUUCCAAUUUGUUGUCACUCUUU